Molecule: messenger RNA, 769 nt
Organism: Heterobasidion irregulare TC 32-1
Lineage: Eukaryota; Fungi; Basidiomycota; Agaricomycetes; Russulales; Bondarzewiaceae
Exons: 4
Coding region: 83-739 (218 amino acids)
Biological process (GO): phospholipid transport
Cellular component (GO): mitochondrial intermembrane space
Molecular function (GO): phosphatidic acid transfer activity
Source: RefSeq, a predicted model, not a curated record
CCCUUUACCACCACACAGAUCAUAAUCCCCGCACUGUCAAGCCUCAAGCUAACCUGAACAGUAAGAACCGGGGUCGUUGGCAAUGAGAUUCUUCUCUCAAUCAUUCUUGUACGACGAUCCCUGGUCAAUUGUAUCUCUCGCAUUCUUUUUGCGAUACCCAAACCCAUACGCAUCCCAUGUGCUUUCCUGCGACGUCAUCUCGCGCGAGUUCUCGUCAACUGGGUCGCUGCUCACUACACGCCUUAUCCUCAAGCGUGGCGCCUUACCAAGAUGGGCACCUAAAGGCAUAAUCACUCGCGCAGAGACUUGGGUCAUCGAGGAGAGUGAGGUUGACCCUGAGGGCAAGGUCGUACGAUGCAGGACAAAAAAUCUCGAUCAUGUCAAAGUUAUGCAGGUGCAAGAGACACAGACGUUCAAGCAAACUCAGGAUGGGAAAACAUUGCAGACCACAGGGGCAAGCAUUGUCUCUGGCUUCGGUUGGGGCCUCACGAAGCGGAUCGAGAGUCACGGUCUGGCUCGGUUUAAGGCUAAUAUGCAGCGAUCACGGGAAGGAGUCUCGCUCAUUCUCGAUCUCAUACGCCAGUCUCGACUCCAUCCCAUGACCAUGGGCGCGUCCUACCUCAGUCUCGCCACCCGCCAAGUUUCGUCCGGCAGCAGUCCUGGGACCGGAGGCUCAGAGGAAGAGGGAGAACUUUUCCGUUCUGGUUCAAGAAGCUCACGGAAUCAGAAUCAUGCGUGAUGUUUUUCAGAAAAUUAGCAGUGUGAAGGU